ACCUAUCGAUAUUUAUUUAUAACAUGUUUAUCGCAAUUAUAUAGUGUAAAAGACAUUUUUUAUAAAAUCUUACGCUUGAAAAAGAAAGUUAGCAAAAUGACGAUGCGACCGGAUGAUCACCGAAGAAAAUGGAACAAAAACGAGUACGAAAAGUUGGCACAAGAGCGCCUGCUUAACCAAGCAGCGCCAAAGGACGAAGAGCCCGUGCAGCGCGAGAAUCUGAAGAGACGCGACUAUAAGGUUGACCUGGACAGUAAGUUGGGCAAAAGCGUCGUGAUAAACAAAAACACACCUACCUCACAAUCUGGCGGCUACUACUGUAAUGUUUGCGACUGUGUCGUCAAGGAUUCAAUUAACUUUCUGGAUCACAUCAAUGGAAAGAAGCAUCAGCGUAAUCUGGGCAUGUCCAUGAAAGUGGAGCGCAGCACCGUUGACCAGGUGAAAGAUCGCUUUCAGCAGAACAAGCAAAAAAUGGCCGAAAAACAAAAAGACUAUGAACUGGAGAAGAGACUACGCGAGGCCAAGGAGGAGGAGGAACGCUACAAGGAGCAUCGGAAGGAGAAGCGAAAAGAACGGAAACGUAAAGCCGAGGAUAAUGAUGAAUUUGCAACGACUGGUCUGCCCGACGAUAUGGCUGCUAUAAUGGGCUUCUCUGGAUUUGGCGGAUCAAAGAAAAAUUCAUAGGAAACGAUUGAUAUGUUGACCUCAAUAGAAUAUAGAAUAUAUAUAAAAAGAGAGAUUUUCCACCAACGAAGCCAUUUAUUGGGCUAAUCGCUAUGACUGUGAUUGGUUUGCGACAUUUAUUUCAUUUUAUAUAUAUUAUAUUAUAUGUAUAUGUACUCGUGUGUGAAUAUGUAUAAGACAAUUUUACACCAGUUAUUUAUUGUAUUGUACAACAGGGCUUUGACCAAGUUAAUAAUUUAAUAAGCAGUUAAAAUGCACUAAUUCUUAAACUAAAUAUUGUGGACCCCCGAAAAAAAAACACUCGAAUACCAUAGUUUUUUUUUGUGACUGCCAAAAACAAUAAAUGCGUAGGGUCUUAAGUAAAUACAAAGCCAUGUUCGAUGGGUAUGUCCCAUGGAAUGGUGAAGAACUCGCCCGGCAGCUGAGUGCAAUGCGACGAAUUGUAAUCGCGUAAAUGCUUGCGCAGC
This is a messenger RNA of Drosophila mojavensis, 1151 nucleotides long. RefSeq names its product zinc finger matrin-type protein 2. Gene Ontology annotation, molecular function: nucleic acid binding; zinc ion binding. The transcript is spliced from 2 exons. Gene Ontology annotation, cellular component: U4/U6 x U5 tri-snRNP complex; spliceosomal complex. Lineage: Eukaryota; Metazoa; Arthropoda; Insecta; Diptera; Drosophilidae. Gene Ontology annotation, biological process: mRNA splicing, via spliceosome. Bases 97 to 684 code for a protein of 195 amino acids. The record is from RefSeq and is a predicted model, not a curated record.